UGUAGCAGGAAGUUGGAAUGUUGGGAGAGCCGGAAGAGGAGUUGUAAGGAAUAAAAGCUGCAGCGUUUUCCAUCGGACAGAGGGUGCCGGGCUAACUUCGACACUAUUUUAUUGUCAUUUAUUUUAACUGAACUUCACCGGGUCAGAAUCUGCAGAUAAAAUGUGGCGAGCAGCAGCCGGGCAGUCCGUCUCUGUCGACGUUGACGAUGGUGGAGAUGAUUGGGAAACGGAUCCAGACUUUGAGAAUGACGUGACGGAGAAGGAACAGCGCUGGGGUGCCAAGACAGUGGCCGGGUCAGGACAUCAGGAACACAUCAACAUCCAUGCCCUGCGGCAGAAUGUGUCGUCAGAGCACAGCUCUCUGAAGCAGCAGGAGCUGGAGACCAUGCCUAAGGCCUCCCAUGGGUACGGGGGCAAGUUUGGGGUGCAGCAGGACCGCAUGGACAAGUCUGCCGUAGGCCAUGAGUAUCAGAGCAAACUGUCCAAGCACUGCUCCCAGACGGACACGUCUAAAGGCUUCGGGGGCAAGUUUGGAGUUCAGGCCGACCGAGUGGACCAGUCGGCGGUUGGAUUCGAGUACGCUGGAAAGACUGAGAAACAUGCUUCACAAAAAGAUUAUGCUACGGGGUUUGGGGGCCGGUACGGGGUCCAAGCCGACCGCGUUGACCAGAGCGCAGUAGGCUUCGAUUACCAGGGCAAAACCGAAAAACACGAGUCCCAGAAAGAUUACACCAAAGGCUUCGGGGGGAAAUUCGGUGUGGAAACGGACAAGGUGGACAAGAGCGCUGUGGGCUUCGAGUACCAGGGGAAAACGGAAAAGCACGAAUCUCAGAAAGAUUAUGUGAAGGGCUUUGGAGGGAAGUUCGGAGUCCAGACAGACAGGCAGGAUAAGUCGGCCAUGGGCUGGGAUCACCAGGAGAAACUCCAGCUCCACGAGUCUCAGAAAGAUUAUAAGCGGGGUUUCGGAGGGAAGUACGGGGUAGACUUGGAGAAGCAGGACAAAUGUGCACUUGGCUUUGAGUACAAGGAGAAACUGGCCAAGCACGAGUCCCAGCAAGACUACGCCAAAGGUUUUGGCGGGAAAUUUGGCAUCCAGAAAGACCGAAUGGACAAGAGUGCAGGCACUUUUGAAGAGGUUGAGAAGCCGAGCCCAGCCUAUCAGAAAACCAAGCCCGUUGAAGCAGCUGGUAGCAGCACGGGGAGCAUCAAGGCCCGCUUUGAGAACAUCGCCAAGCAGAAGGAGGAGGAAGACCGCCAGCGGGCCGGGGAGGAGCGCGUCCGUCGCCAGGCCAAGGAGAAGGAGGAGCAGGAGGCGGCACGCAGGAAGAUUGAGGAGCAGGCUAAAGCCCGGCCCCCCUCACCUGAGCCAAGCCCUGAACCGGCUGCAGAGCCCCCACAGCAGGACAGGCCCGCCAGCCCCCUGUACGAGGACGCCGGCCAGUACGAGGAGCCCACCUACGAGGCUGCGCUGGAGAACGGGUCCCAGGAGGUUCAGCAGGAGGUUCAGCAGGAGGUUCAGCAGGAGGUGCAGCAGGAGGCCCGCGGCCCCGAGGAGGCGCUGGUGCCUCAGGAGCCUCAGGAGCCACAGGAGCUCCAGGAGCCUCAGGAGGAGCCCCUCUACCAGGACGCCGAUCAGGAGCCCCCGGCCCAAGGAGAGGGCAAGGCUGAUGCGGAGGACUUUGGUGUGACGGCUGUGGCCCUGUAUGAUUACCAGGCCGCCGGGGAGGACGAGAUCUCUUUUGACCCGGAUGACAUCAUCACCAACAUCGAGAUGAUUGACGAGGGCUGGUGGAGGGGCGUGUGCAAAGGGGCCUACGGGCUCUUCCCUGCAAACUAUGUGGAGGUCAGGCAGUGAAUCCUCCUGCACCCCAACACUGCCGACCCUGCCUUACUGCCCUCUGCACACAAGUGCGUGCACACACAAACACACACACACACACACACACACACACACACACACACACAUUCUGGAGUGGGGAUGCGUUCUUGUCCUCUAUACACACACACACACACACACACACACACACACACACACACACACACACACACAUUGUGGAGUGGAGAUGCGUUCCUGUCUGAUUUGGCUUUAUUAGAGUGAAACGCUUGCAGUGGCGAUUCCUCUCUGAGAGAAUCAGUCGGGGAGGUUCCUUAACAAGCAAUGGAAUACCUAAAUAUUUCCCAUAUGAUUUAGUUUUUUAUGUUUUUGUAAAUGGUUUAUACCUGAAAAUAUUAAACUCCUCCCCCUCCAAGGUAUUAAUCAGGCAUUAAAACCUUGUUGCUUAUAGGCUAGUUCUGAGUUUAGGACCAAAGACAAGUGCAAUCUGUGCGCUAUGAACACAUGGAGCCACGAACACGUCACACAGAGCUGUAGGACUGUUGUGCUGCUGAGAGUAGCCCGCUGCUUGCUUUCGUUCUCAUGUCCUGUUGGCACACUGCAUCAUGGGAUAUCAUUUAUGCCUGCGGAUUGCCUUAGCUCCAGUUUUAUUGCUGCACACCUGGGAGUGCGAAACGCUGAUUGUUGUUUGAAGACCGAAAAGUCAAAGGAGAAAAAGGACUUUCAGUUGAAGAUGAUAUCAUGCAUUUUAUUUCAGAGCUGCCUCUCAUACUUUUAGAGCAGUUUAAUCUAGGUUAAGGGGUCUGUAAUCUAUUGCAAAGUUAUUAGUCAAAGCAGUACAUACUAGUAUCAAAUUAAGGGCACUUUAUUGUAACUUCAACAUUAAGUUAAAAAAUAUGUAUACGACUAGGUUACAAAUGCAGUGGACAUUACACAUGAAAUGUCAUUUUUGGCGGCUGAACAGCUUGACGUGACCCCUUACAACACUGGUUAAGAAUAUCAUCAGAGUGUUUGGUUAAUUGAAAUAUUACACACGUUUUAUGAUGGGUGUUCAAAAAAUGUAUAUUAAGAAAAUUAACAAAAAAUCCUGUUAAGAUGAAAUGUGUAUAUUUGUUUAUGGGCAUGCCAUGCUGAUUGUUUCAUCUUCUAUGGGAAAUUUGCUAAUUUGGGCCAUUUCGUUUUUAUUUUUACCACCAAUACAGUAAGUGAAUAAGACAUGACAAGUUAAUAGUGCAUUGAUUAUUUUAAGAGGUUUUGGAUGAAGACAAUCUGUGAAAUCUCACCUAGUUUUUCCCCUCACAACCUAAUUGUAUUAUUGUUAUCUCGGCAGAGAAGUUUCAGUGUUUAAUAAUUGAUUGGGGUUUUGGGUUUUAUAAUAAAGUUACCUUUUCAGAAA
This is a messenger RNA of Conger conger (European conger), 3230 nucleotides long. RefSeq names its product src substrate cortactin-like. Gene Ontology annotation, molecular function: actin filament binding. The transcript is spliced from 17 exons. The coding region runs from base 161 to 1855 and encodes 564 amino acids. The record is from RefSeq and is a predicted model, not a curated record. Gene Ontology annotation, cellular component: cortical actin cytoskeleton; site of polarized growth; actin filament. Lineage: Eukaryota; Metazoa; Chordata; Actinopteri; Anguilliformes; Congridae. Gene Ontology annotation, biological process: regulation of actin filament polymerization.